AUGGCAGAGAAUGGCACCACGGUGACAGAAUUUGUUCUGAUGGGAUUCCUGCUGCAGGCAGAGUUGAAGAUGGUUCUCUUUUUUGUAUUCCUGGCCCUUUAUCUCAUCACCAUGGGGGGAAACCUGGGAAUGAUCAUGUUAAUUCAGAGUGACCCCCGACUCCAGACUCCCAUGUACUUCUUCCUCAGUCACCUUUCCUUCCUGGACCUUUGCUACUCUUCUGUUAUUGUCCCUCAGUUGCUUGAGACCUUGAGAACGGAUAAGAUGGUCAUCACCUAUGAGCGCUGUGCUACUCAGUUCUUCUUUUUCACCCUUUAUGCUAGUACAGAAUGCUUUCUUUUGGCAGUGAUGGCCUAUGACCGCUACAUGGCUGUAUGUAACCCCCUCCUCUAUGCUACAGCCAUGACAGCACAGACCCGUCUGGGGCUGGUGGCUGCAGCAUAUGCAGGUGCCAUGCUCAAUUCUGUGGUCCGCACUGGGUGUACCUUCUCCAUCUCUUUCUGUAAGUCCAACCAAGUGGACUUCUACUUUUGUGAUCUCCCACCCCUGCUGAAACUUGCCUGUAGUGAGACUGGACCACGGGAGAAGGUAAUCUUCCUCUUAGCUUUCUUGGUCAUCACAACCAGCAUUUCAGUUAUUCUUAUGUCUUAUGUAUUCAUCAUUCGGGCUAUUAUGAAGAUUCACACAGCAGGUGGCAAAGCCAAGACCUUCUCCACUUGUGCGUCUCACAUGACUGCAGUGGCUCUUUUCUUUGGAACACUCAUAUUCAUGUACCUGAAAGGUAACAUGGGAAAAUCCCUCUGGGAAGACAAGAUUGUAUCAGUAUUUUACACUGUGGUCAUCCCCAUGCUCAACCCAAUGAUCUACAGCUUGAGAAAUAAGGAGGUGAAGGAGGCCAUGAAGAAAGUUUUAAACAGGAUGAGGGGUUCCCAAGCAGAAUAA
Messenger RNA from Lepus europaeus (European hare), 942 nucleotides. Its product is annotated as olfactory receptor 9I1-like. The coding region runs from base 1 to 942 and encodes 313 amino acids. Gene Ontology annotation, cellular component: membrane. Gene Ontology annotation, biological process: sensory perception of smell; G protein-coupled receptor signaling pathway. The record is from RefSeq and is a predicted model, not a curated record. Gene Ontology annotation, molecular function: odorant binding; G protein-coupled receptor activity; olfactory receptor activity. NCBI's taxonomy places the organism in Eukaryota, Metazoa, Chordata, Mammalia, Lagomorpha, Leporidae. The transcript has a single exon.